This is a messenger RNA of Argiope bruennichi, 893 nucleotides long. Its product is annotated as chymotrypsin inhibitor-like. The record is from RefSeq and is a predicted model, not a curated record. The transcript is spliced from 2 exons. Bases 44 to 292 code for a protein of 82 amino acids. NCBI's taxonomy places the organism in Eukaryota, Metazoa, Arthropoda, Arachnida, Araneae, Araneidae.
AAGAAUUAAUUCUUAGUCAGUCCAUAUUUUACUGAGAAAAGCAAUGAAAUUCUUCUGUAUUGCUUUGCUUUUGCUGCCGGUGUUAUACAUGAGUGAAGAGCAACAAUGCGGUGGAAAUUCUCAUUACAACGGUUGUGGUAGCUCGUGCCCGAUCACUUGUGGAAAUCGCGAAAACCCUCCACGCUACUCUGUGAUGAUGUGCAGAUCCGGAUGCCAGUGCGAUGAAAGUUAUGUCGAAAAAGAAAAUGGAAGCUGCGUGCUGCCCGAGAACUGUCCAAGAAAAGGCAAUUAGAAGCUUAUGAAGUAGAAAUUCAUUUCAUUACAUGUCAUACUAUUUGUACUGCUUGUAUGAAUAUGCGAUAUGAAUGAUGCAAAAAAUUUCAAAAAUGCUUCCCAGACCUAGAGCUACUAAAGACACCCUAAAUUAUUUCUAUCAUAAUAGAUGGAAAGUAGGUGCAUUUAAAAAACACUUCAAUCCUUAUGAAAGACCCAGACCUAAGCUUCGUGCCGAGUUUUUUCUAGCUCUCGACUUACUAAUCUGAAAGAAUGCAACGAAUGAAACAGGCAGCAGAAAAAAAAGUAUAGACUGGCUACUGGAAUAAUACAUUAUUAGUAUUAAACAUAAACUUUUAAACCUGCUCAAUGUAUCAAUAGAAAAUGCUCUUAAAUUUUUAAAUUUUUAUUUAUUGUACUAGAAGAGAAAAAAACUGUUUCAUUGGAUUCUAAAGAGAUAGUAUCAGUGAUAUUUUUUUCUCUCCUCGAUUUAGUCGUAUACUUCCACAAUAUAGCGCGUUUGGUAUUUAAUUUUGUCGAAUUGUAAAAUGAAUCGAGAUGUAAUUUGGAAAUACUACAGCUGUUUAUUGAUUGAUUUUAAGAUCACGUUCUAAAAUCUG